AUGGCGAUCCGCCGUUCCGCGCGCAUUCGCCGCGCCCAAGAGUCUCCCGAGGUUGAAGAAAGUACUCCCCAGCCUGAGCCAGUCAUGCCUUCCAAACUUGCCUCUGUUGCCGAAGGCGACGAAUCUUCCAACUCCGAUAUGCCUCACGUCCAAACCCCUCUGUCCAAAACAUCUUCGCACAAAACCCCAAACGCGUCAGCUAAGCGCCGAUCUACCAAUGCCAUCACACCUACUAGCCUGACUGCGCUGCGUCCAUCUCAGGCAGAAAUGCAUCCCAGCAAAGCGCACCAAAGCACAGCCAAAAAGGUGGACUCCGGCCUCAUCCUUGGAUUCAAUCCUAUUAGAAAAGAUGCGGAUGGCAAUGUGGUCAAGGAUGGUAUCAGCGACAACACUCCAACAAAAUCCAAGCCGUCACCCGCAACCAGUGGUUUUGGAACUCCAGGAUUCGAAUUCAAGUUCCAGUCCCAGGAGACUGAUCUCAGCGACCAGGCGAAAUUACUCAUGGAAAGUGUCCGCGGCGAUGUUGCUCGAAUCAAAGCUCAAUUGCUUGAGAAGUCCAAGCAAGACGAUGAAGACGGAGCUGGACAAGCUCCUGGCGACCGCAAGUUUGCUCAGCCGAAGGGCAAGGCUGGGCGAUUCAGCGACAUCCACAUGGCCGAAUUCAAAAAGAUGGACUCGAUUGCCGGACACGCCUCGUCCUACCGUGCUACUCCCGGACGCUUCCAGCCCGUGACAAAGUCCCUGAAGCGGACUAAGUCUAAGGCCCAGCUUGAUGAGCCCGAGAUGCAAGAUGAAUCGCCCUCUCGAUCUGCUGCUAAGAGCUCAAGCCUACCCGCCCCAACUGCCGCUACAACUGCCAAGCGUGUCAAGCACAAUCAAAGUGAAGAUACCUCAACUCGGAAUCAACCUCAGAAGGUCGAACCUAAGAGAUUUGAGACUCCUCGCCGGCCCGCGGGUCCUCGCCCUCGCCCGUCGGUCCGCAACUCCCUCAUGACCCCCACACGCGCUUCCCUCGCUCGGUCGGCCUCUGUCAGUGUCAAGGCGCCAAAGACAUCCUUGAUCCCAUCUUUCAAGCACUCUCCGGCUGCUAAUACAGUCGCCUCGCCACGAACUCCUCAGACAGAUUUCAAUCCUCGCCUGAAGAGCAAAUUGCCCACACUUAAUAACCUGAGAUCUAUUCUUCGUCGGCGUCAGCCACUUUUCUCCCACGACCCUGCCAAGAUUGCUUCUGGAACGCACGCUGCUGCGCCCGAUUUCAACCCUAAAUCUCUCUUUGCAGGAGCUGCUGGCGAUAUGAGUGAUUCGGCUCCAACUCCUUCGCCAAAGAAGCACGUUGAGUUCACUCCAAGCGUUAAGUCUCGUCACGAACUUGCCGUUGCAUCGCCUUCUCCAUCCAAGGCCCCUUCCGUCAAGCGUCUUUCUGUGGCCGGAGACGUGGUCUAUCCCACUCUUCCAACUCUGACUCCAGAGAAGAAUUUGGCCGUCGCAGCCUCCACUACACCUACUUCUGAACCCAAAUCCAUCCGUCGCGUUCGCAAAUCGGAUGCUGUUGGACCGCCCGGUUCGUAUCCAGAACUUCCUGUCGUGACUCAUGGCAUUGCCCAUGGAAUCAACAACAAGAAGAGAGGCCGGGAUGCAUCUGAUGAUGAUGAUGCUCCGACCGCUAGCAACACCGAGAACGUUGCUCCAUCAGAUGAGCGCAGCACCAAGAGACUAAAAGCCACUCCAAGCCCGGUUAAACAACGCCUUACUAAGACUCCUGUUCGUCCUUCUUCUGGUCGUGUGGGUACUCCCGUCACUGCCAGCGCAAAGAAGGGUCGUAGUGUCCUCAGCAUGAGUCGUCUCAAUAUGCUUUCCAAGCCAAAGGGACAUGUCUAA
Molecule: messenger RNA, 1878 nt
Organism: Penicillium soppii
Lineage: Eukaryota; Fungi; Ascomycota; Eurotiomycetes; Eurotiales; Aspergillaceae
Exons: 2
Coding region: 1-1878 (625 amino acids)
Source: RefSeq, a predicted model, not a curated record